CUGGCCUCCAGGUAUCCUGUUCAAAGCUAACUAGCUUCCUACUCUAACCGGAGCAUAGGACAGUCUAGAAUCACCAGAUAAGGGGUGUGGUGCGAUGACGAGCAAACCAGGCAAGAGAUUUAGGAGGAUCUUGGAUCCAGGAAGGAACUGGGGAAGCGAUUUCUGGACUCCCCAAAAAUCCCGGUCUCCAGCUCAGAGCCAGCUGCUAGGAGGAGGCCCUAAAAGAUGGCUUCUCGGGCAGUGGCUAGCUGCUGAGAGUCACUCUUCCCAGCAGGAAACUACGAUGGUCUUAACGCAGGAAGAGAGAACCCAACACUGCGCCUAGCUGAACACAACGCGUUUGGGGAAGAGAACUCGCUCUCGCACUCUGAAAAGCUGGAAGCAGAUGGGCACGCCCCCAAGCCCUUUCCCAGAUCUUAUUGGUUGCCUUCAGCCAGCCCCUCUCUCAGUACGUCUCUGCUAUUGGUCAGUAUUGCCAAGCUUCGGCGGUCACAGACAAUAUCCGGAACCAAUCGUCUCCAAUCCCCACCCGGUCUCUCCGCAACCUGUGAGUGACAUACACGCAAACCAAUGAGAAAUAAAAGUGAGGAUGCGAAAACGGGACUCCUUCCCUUUUUUCCUCAGCUCGUUCAGCAAAUGGUAGAAAAGGCUGAGCAGCUGAUACCAACCACCAAUCCGUAAGGGCGGAAGAGGGAUGAAGAGAAGAGUGAUGGGAGGGGGUGACGUGGCAGUGACGGGGGCAUACCCUGAAAUGAGUGGCGGAAACAGCGACCAAUCGGGAGCCGAAUUGGCCGGGCACUCUGCAUUCUCGUGUCCUCCCUGAGCGCCGGAGCCUGCGGGAAAGCACCAAUGAGCUUGUACAUGAGUCUGAUUGGCCUUCAUCUGAACCAAUCAGCGGCGUUUGUGGAAGACGCGUCCCACCCCGGGCUCUCACUGGGCGGUGUGGGAUGACAGGCCCGAGAGAAAUGCCAAUGUCCUAGGGGUCCUCCGCAAGUGACGCUCAGCGGCACCAAUCGACUGCCUCUUUCCCGGCGACCGAGCCCUCCUCCCGCGGCGGGCCUGGCGGGGCGGGGACGCUGCGCGGCCGCGGCUGAUGCGCUAGCCGUGUGGGGCGCUCCGGGCGGCGACGGCGGCUCUCGUAGGCGGUUCCGGUCCUGUAUCUCGGGGCGGCGGCGGCUCAUGGCGGCGACGGAGCUGAGAGGGAUGGUGGGGCCGGGGCCGGCGGCCAUUGCAGCUCCGGGCGGCGGCGGCACCGGUCCUCCUGUGGUGGGAGGCGGCGGCGGCGGCCGCGGAGACUCGGGGCCGGGCUCCGGGGCCGCGCUGGGCACCGUGGCCGCGGCGGCGGCGGGCGGCCCGGGCCCCGGCGCCGGGGGAGUGGCGACUGCGGGCCCGGCCCCUGCGCCGCCGGCGGCGGGGGGCUCCGGCGGCUCGGGCGCCGGGGGUUCGGGCUCGGCUCGAGAGGGCUGGCUCUUCAAAUGGACCAAUUAUAUCAAAGGCUAUCAGCGGCGGUGGUUCGUGCUGAGCAACGGGCUCCUGAGCUACUACAGGUCGAAGGCCGAAAUGAGACACACCUGCCGUGGUACCAUCAACCUCGCCACGGCCAACAUCACCGUGGAGGACUCCUGUAACUUCAUCAUUUCCAACGGGGGUGCUCAGACCUACCAUCUGAAGGCCAGCUCAGAAGUGGAGCGGCAGCGCUGGGUCACGGCCCUGGAGCUGGCCAAGGCGAAGGCCGUGAAGAUGCUGGCAGAGUCAGAUGAGUCGGGAGAUGAAGAGUCUGUGUCACAAACCGACAAGACUGAGCUGCAGAACACCCUCCGGACGCUGUCCAGCAAGGUGGAGGACCUGAGCACCUGCAACGACCUGAUCGCCAAGCACGGCACAGCGCUGCAGCGCUCCCUCAGCGAGCUGGAGUCCCUGCGGCUGCCCGCCGAGAGCAACGAGAAGAUCAAGCAGGUCAACGAACGGGCCACGCUCUUCAGGAUAACGUCCAACGCCAUGAUCAAUGCCUGCAGAGACUUCCUCAUGUUAGCCCAGACCCACAGUAAAAAAUGGCAGAAGUCCCUCCAGUAUGAAAGAGACCAGCGUAUCCGGCUGGAGGAGACCCUGGAGCAGCUGGCGAAGCAGCAUAAUCACCUGGAGAGGGCCUUCCGGGGCGCCACCGUGCUGCCAGCCAACACUCCGGGCAGCGCUGGUUCCGGGAAAGAUCAGUGCUGCUCUGGCAAAGGAGACAUGAGCGAUGAGGAUGACGAGAAUGAGUUUUUCGAUGCCCCUGAGAUCAUCACCAUGCCUGAAAAUCUGGGCCACAAACGUACUGGCAGCAACAUCAGUGGAGCCAGCAGUGACAUCAGCCUGGAUGAACAGUACAAGCAUCAGCUGGAAGAGACCAAGAAGGAAAAGAGAACUAGAAUACCGUACAAGCCCAACUAUAGCCUCAAUUUGUGGAGCAUCAUGAAGAACUGCAUUGGAAAAGAACUCUCAAAGAUCCCCAUGCCGGUGAACUUUAACGAGCCCUUAUCCAUGCUUCAGCGCCUUACUGAAGAUCUGGAAUACCAUGAGCUGUUAGACCGAGCUGCAAAAUGCGAGAACUCUCUAGAACAGCUCUGUUAUGUUGCAGCUUUCACCGUGUCCUCCUACUCCACUACUGUCUUCCGUACCAGCAAGCCAUUCAACCCACUCCUUGGGGAGACCUUCGAGCUGGACCGAUUAGAGGAAAACGGUUACCGAUCCCUCUGUGAGCAGGUGAGUCAUCACCCCCCAGCUGCUGCGCACCACUCCGAGUCCAAAAAUGGCUGGACAUUGCGUCAGGAGAUCAAAAUCACCAGCAAGUUUCGAGGCAAAUACCUCUCCAUCAUGCCCCUCGGUAGCAUCCACUGUAUUUUCCAUGCAACUGGGCACCACUACACUUGGAAAAAAGUUACCACAACGGUGCACAACAUUAUCGUGGGCAAGUUGUGGAUAGAUCAGUCCGGUGAAAUUGACAUUGUGAAUCACAAGACAGGCGACAAGUGCAAUCUUAAAUUCGUUCCUUAUAGCUACUUCUCUCGUGAUGUGGCAAGAAAGGUGACCGGGGAAGUGACCGAUCCAUCAGGAAGAGUUCACUUUGCCCUUCUGGGGACAUGGGAUGAGAAAAUGGAUUGUUUCAAAGUGCAGCCAGUUGUUGGGGAAAAUGGGGGUGAUGCUCGACAGAGGGGCCAUGAGGCAGAGGAAAGCAGGGUCAUGCUGUGGAAAAGGAACCCCUUACCGAAGAAUGCAGAAAACAUGUACUAUUUCUCAGAGCUCGCCCUCACGCUCAAUGCCUGGGAAAGUGGCACCGCCCCCACAGACAGCCGAUUGCGGCCUGACCAGAGACUGAUGGAAAAUGGGCGCUGGGAUGAAGCCAAUGCUGAGAAGCAGCGCCUGGAGGAAAAACAAAGACUUUCCAGAAAGAAGAGAGAAGCGGAAGCUAUGAAAGCCACCGAGGAUGGCACGCCCUACGAUCCCUAUAAGGCACUGUGGUUUGAACGGAAGAAGGACCCUGUUACCAAGGAGUUAACCCAUAUUUAUAGGGGAGGAUACUGGGAAUGUAAAGAAAAACAGGACUGGACCUCAUGCCCGGACAUUUUCUGAAAUGGCAGCAACAAAAAGGAGGAGGAUCCAAAGGAGAAGAUGACAGAGGAUGUGCGGGAAAGCUGGCACUUGUGACUCUCACCAAGCGCUUUCCUCCAGUUUGUCUGUCUUAACCAAUCAUUUUUUCCAAAUCAAUCACCAGAAGCAGACCCCAGUGGUGGUGAUUGGCUGGUUGCCUUAGCUGAUUGAAACUGAAAUCGACACACUAGAUACCUGUUUGUAAGGGGGAGGUUCCGUUGCUGAAAGUUAGCGUUACUCCACUUCUGCAAAGUCAAGUACUCUUGGCUCUUCCUUCUCCCUCUGCCCCCAUUUUAAGAUGAUGUCAUUCGCCCUCCCCUGUAGAACCCUGCUCAGCCAAGGUCCACGUGAGAUGAUGAUUCAGGGGCAUUUUGGUGCUGUUCAGAGCAAGAGCUGAACAUAGCAGUUCCUUCAAAGAGGAGCGUGUAAGACUCACCAGCGGAGGCAUUGUGAAUGGCCGCAGGGGAGCAUAGACGUGGCGAUACGAAACGGGGUCACAGACGGGGUCGGUUCAGUGGGAUGUCCGCCCAGAGGUAACUGCGGUGUCGGAACGCUGGCGAGGGGGCUUGUUCUGUAAGCUUGGAGUAUUCAGAGUGACGUUCUUGGAAGUUUCUACUUCACUUGCGUAAAAUACCCUUCUGCUGUUCUCCGUCUUUGACAGCGACCGGAGGCCACUUUGGUGGUCGGUAGGAGGGUCGCAUUAUCCUCACAAGGGAGUUUUACGGACUUCCUCAGGCCGAGAACUUCCGAGAACACAAAGCAGGAUGGAAAAGACCGCAAGUCACUUUGUUGCCCCGUUCCUCCUCAUCCCCACCCUGCAUCGCCUUUCUUGUCCCCACCCCCAUCUCCCUCUCCCAGCGCGACACCAAUUGGGUCUGGGCCCCCGUGUGGAGCAAAGCACUACCUGCCCCUUUCUGACACACUUCAGAAUUUGAGAGAAGGACUUAAUUUGGAACAAAAGUUUUCACCAUCUCUCAAGCCCUAUGGACUGGAGCCACCUCUCGAAUAAUGUGUUAAAUACCUGUAUAUUAUAUAUAUGUAGAGAAAAAUCUAA
Messenger RNA from Hyaena hyaena (striped hyena), 4681 nucleotides. It is a transcript of the gene OSBP, whose product is annotated as oxysterol binding protein. The coding region runs from base 1180 to 3609 and encodes 809 amino acids. Lineage: Eukaryota; Metazoa; Chordata; Mammalia; Carnivora; Hyaenidae. Gene Ontology annotation, cellular component: cytosol; intracellular membrane-bounded organelle; membrane. The record is from RefSeq and is a predicted model, not a curated record. The transcript is spliced from 14 exons. Gene Ontology annotation, molecular function: sterol binding.